Molecule: messenger RNA, 2250 nt
Organism: Acanthisitta chloris (rifleman)
Lineage: Eukaryota; Metazoa; Chordata; Aves; Passeriformes; Acanthisittidae
Gene: FIGNL1
Product: fidgetin-like 1
Exons: 2
Coding region: 4-2079 (691 amino acids)
Molecular function (GO): ATP binding; microtubule severing ATPase activity; ATP hydrolysis activity
Source: RefSeq, a predicted model, not a curated record
GUGAUGGAGCCUCCCGCCCGCAGCACUGUGCACCUGAGCGACUGGCAGAAAAGUUACUUUGCUAUUACCUCUGGCACCUGCACACCCGGACAGAAGGCAGAUGAAUACCGUGCCAAAAUCCUGCGUAUUCAGUAUGCAUGGGCAAACUCCGAGAUCUCCCAGGUCUGUGCUGCCAACCUGUUUAAAAAAUACGCAGAGAAAUACUCUGCAAUUAUUGACUCUGACAACAUCGAGACUGGCUUGAAUAACUAUGCUGAAAACAUUUUGACUUUGGCAAAGUGUCAGCAAAAUGACAGUGACAAGUGGCAAUCUGCCUUGACAACAGAUAAUGUGUUUGAAUUAAAGUGUGUGCAAGAGAGGAUGCAGGCUGGCAAAAUUUUCCAGAGCUCUCGGAUGGCACCGACAGAUGCCUGUGUACAAGCUGAUAAAGGGGUCAGUGCCUCUACUGCUCCAGCUCUUCCUAAACUCGGUGUCUGCGGCAGUACCGGAGAGACUGAGCCCUGUGCUGGCCCAGCAAAAUGUGCAAGUCAGGGACCAGAUCUUCUUGAGCAUCCCUCAUGUUCAAAGUCUUUUCAAAGCAGUGUGCCUCCUGUGUCCAAAACUUCAGAUACACUUCUUGCUGCUUCAGCCUCCUUAAGCAAACAGGUUCAUCCAGGUUUCCAGGCAACUCCGCUGUUUGGAAGUAAAGAAGCUACAAGUAGUAGUUCUCUGAAAAUGUCAGGUAACUGUUGUGAUGGACAAAAUGUGUCUCUUUUCAACCAGUCAGCUGUACCUACAUGGUCUGCAAAUUCUGGGAAAAGAAAAACAUUCUAUGGCCUGGCUGAUGAAGGCAGCACAGUUAUUCCUAGCCUUGUUCCAUGCCAGCCUUCCACUAGUACAGAAACCAGUAGUUUUACUGGGCAUAGAAACAGAAGUGAAGAGAGCAGUGUUCCUGGUUUUAGAACUGCAAAAGAAAAGCUGUGGAUGGAUCAGCAAAAGAAGACUCAAAACCUACCCCAGCGUGCAGCAGUCUCGUCAUAUGGAGGUGUAAAAAAAUCACUGGGUGCAGGCAGGUCUCGGGGUGCAUUUGGCAAAUUUGUUCCUCCAUUUGCAAAACAAGAUGGAAAUGAAAAUGGAGGAGCACAGUGUAAACCUCAUACAAGAGGACCAACAGAUCUAUUGCUGCCUGUGGAUGAACAGCUGAAAAACAUAGAACCCAAAAUGGUUGAACUCAUUAUGCAUGAAAUCAUGGACCAUGGGCCUGUGGUCAACUGGGAUGACAUUGCUGGAGUUGAAUUUGCUAAGGCUACUAUAAAGGAAAUAGUAGUUUGGCCUAUGCUGAGGCCAGACAUCUUCACUGGGUUACGUGGUCCUCCCAAAGGAAUUCUUCUCUUUGGCCCCCCUGGGACUGGCAAGACUCUUAUAGGCAAGUGCAUUGCAUGCCAGUCUGGAGCAACUUUUUUUAGCAUCAGUGCCUCUUCUCUGACUUCCAAAUGGGUAGGAGAGGGGGAAAAGAUGGUCCGUGCGCUCUUCGCUGUGGCACGAUGUCAACAGCCAGCAGUGAUUUUCAUCGAUGAAAUUGAUUCUCUAUUGUCCCUGCGUGGAGAGGGGGAGCACGAGUCGUCGAGAAGAAUAAAAACUGAAUUUCUGGUCCAGCUAGAUGGAGCAAGAGCCUCCUCUGAAGAUCGUAUUCUAGUGGUUGGAGCAACAAAUCGACCCCAAGAAAUCGAUGAAGCUGCCCGAAGGAGACUGGUGAAGAGACUGUACAUCCCUCUCCCAGAAGCCUCAGCCAGGAAGCAGAUUGUUACCCGUCUAAUGUCAAAGGAGCACUGCUCACUGAGUGAAGAGGAAAUUGACCUCAUAGUUAAGAAAUCAGAUGGGUUUUCUGGGGCAGACAUGACACAGCUCUGUCAAGAAGCUUCUCUGGGCCCUAUCCGCAGUCUCCAGUCCAUGGACAUCACAACCAUCAUGCCAGACCAAGUGCGGCCGAUCGCUUUUGUGGACUUUGAGAGUGCCUUCAGAACCGUGCGGCCCAGCGUCUCCUCGAAGGACCUGGAGCUCUAUGAAACCUGGAACCAAACAUUUGGCUGUGGUAGAUGAAUUGCAUCCUAGCUGUUAAAUUUCUUUAGCACUGCCAUGUGUUAAACCCAUGGUAAUUUAUAAUGUAUGCACUUCAUUUUGUUUCUCUCUUGGAAUUAAACCUUCUUAUCCUUGUGACACAUCAUUGUAGUCUAUCCUAUCUUCUUAUUAAAACUUUUUCUGAUGAUUUUC